Messenger RNA from Eleginops maclovinus (Patagonian blennie), 702 nucleotides. Its product is annotated as guanine nucleotide-binding protein G(I)/G(S)/G(O) subunit gamma-5-like. Gene Ontology annotation, molecular function: G-protein beta-subunit binding. The transcript is spliced from 3 exons. Bases 147 to 353 code for a protein of 68 amino acids. Gene Ontology annotation, biological process: G protein-coupled receptor signaling pathway. Gene Ontology annotation, cellular component: heterotrimeric G-protein complex. The record is from RefSeq and is a predicted model, not a curated record. Lineage: Eukaryota; Metazoa; Chordata; Actinopteri; Perciformes; Eleginopidae.
UCGAUUGACACUCCUUUAAAGAAAACCGAAAACCGGAAACAGCAUCGAGAAAGGAGUGGUCAGCAGGCUAGCUUCCAACAUCGAUUAGUUUGGAAAAGUUUCUUACUCUUCGUUAUUUAGACUACAAACCUCUCAUAAUAUUAAUCAUGUCGGGCUCCUCCAGCAUUGUAUCGAUGAAGAAAAUCGUCCAGCAGUUACGUUUUGAAGCAGGCAUCAACAGAGUAAAGGUGUCCCAGGCCGCAGCGGACCUGCAGCAGUUUUGCCUGCAGCACGCCCAGCAGGACCCUCUGCUCUGCGGCAUGUCCACCAGCAACAACCCGUUCAGACCGCAGAAAGUCUGCUCCUUCCUAUAGCACCUACACUCCUGCAAACCCUCUGCCUCUGUUUUUGGACAUUGUGAAGCGUUGUUGGACCUGCGCUGUGGACUCAUUCGUCUCAGGAACAUAUGGGAAUUUGGGAACAAGAAACUAAAACUUAAGUUGUUUAAUGGUUGCCUUUGUAAAAUGUAAUAGAACCAUUUCCAGGUGCUUAUGUGGCACAAUACAAGUCUUAACCUUCUUGCUUGGAAAAAACUAAUCCAUAUUGUGCCUUUUUUUAAUUGUACAUUUUUCAUGCCUGAUUUUUAAAAAUAAUUAAUUUUCUUUCCCAAAUGUUUAAGUUGCAGCAACAUGUUUUAUUAAAAUGAGUAUUUACAUUUAGAAA